GCUUGAGGCCAUGGAUUCGCGCAUGUCUCUUCUCGUCCAUAAUCUACCAUCCUAUCCAUUAUCACUGGCUCUAUCUCUAGCUAUUCUUGUUGAACUCUGUCCCAGUCUAUGGUCUGAUUCGUAAUAUCUUAUCAAAUCUUCCUCGGGCCACUUCUGCAGCCUAUCUUGCUUUUUUUCUAUUCAUACCACCGAAUACAAACCUUCGCUAUUCAUCCGCCAGUUCCGCAGCGUUCCCGGUUAGGCUACCAUUUCCAGUUCGCCUCCGAUCCGGGUUUUCCACCCUCUUUUCGCCUGGGAUAACACCUCCUAUCGUCGACUUUCUAGCCGGUCUGCAUGCUUAGGGGCUAUAGAUCUGGGCUCAUUCCCGAUCGCCCGGAAUCCACAGCAUGCACAUUCCAGCCAACUUCCGCCAAUUUGACAUCCGUCAGGAUGGUCCGGGCAACAUUAUUAACAAUCCCAACAACAACAAUAACACCGAUGGCAGCCAGGAUGAAAACCACGCCUCCGGCAAUGAUAACUCGAGCAGGAACAAUAUCAUUAUAAUAUGCGUCGCUUGCAUCAUCUUCGCCGUGGCGUCCGCUUUAAUGACCUAUUUCGUCUUACGUACCCUCCGUCGCAUGAAUUGUCGCCCGAAAUAUCUGCCUGGGAAAUUCCUGAAGGACAAAUGGAAUAGGUGGAACGUGGGCGUCUCAUACGGACAGGUCCCGGGGUCGAAUAAUCAAAAUGCGAACACCACCAGAGACACACCCGCCGAAGGAGGUUCGGAAAUGCGAUCUACCACCCCCGCCGCCAAUAACACUAGCAAUGUUCGACGGGAUACAUCGGUUCGCUCGGUCAUCACCCUCCCCGCCUACUCGCCCAGUCCCAAGCCAACGGAGCAGGUCAUUGCUCGAGAAGGGGAGCGAGCAGGCAUGGAUAUGGUUGUCGAGUUCCCUGAAACAGCGGAAGAAGAGGAAUCCCGCCGAGAAGAAUUGAUGGAGUCGUUGUAUCAAAUCCGCUUGCAACGGCGAGAGGAGCUGGCCGACCGUGAAUGGCGGCGACAGGAGCGCCGAGAGGCUCGUGCUCGCGGGGACUAUAUUCGUCUUGAAGAACUUCGGCAGGAGAGUCGAGCCCGCGCGAGAAGUAGCGCGUCUGCCAACGGGAGUGCCUCAAACCUCAGCGCGGCUUUGGCGGAAUCUCGGAAUCGUGGUCGCGACAGGCGUAUCUCCAGUGUCUCGUAUGCAGAACUGGGCCACGUGCGGCAUGAUGGGUCUCGUAUCAGAGCCACGUCACCCGAUUCGGACCGUCGUCCUCUUCUCACCGACGCAUCAGCACCCGAUCGAUCCUCAGGGUCGAUUCUCACGGGUGUUCAUUCUCGAGGCGAGUCCUACUCGUCGUAUCAGUCUGGGGCAACCAACGUUUCGGACGCAGAUACUCUAACUCAGGUGCAAUCACAUGCAGCGUCUGCUCAUUCGGCUGAUCGCCCGUCAAUAGCGGUUGACGAGGGUGAUGUAGGUGAACUCAACAUCCCGCCGCCUGAGUACGAAGUCUUGGAAUGGGGAGAAGCGCCACCGUAUACGAGCCCAGUCGCAGAGAGAAACGAGCAUGCGCCGCAGCUCCGUGAAUUGACCCCUCUGCCCACCAUCCAUAUCGACGUGGCCAGCCCUAUAAGCAACACUCCCACUACGCCCACGAAUCCUCUGCGAGAAGAGGAGCGGGAAGAGCAACAAUCCACCGAACAGCAUACCACCGCUAAUCAACCUAUCAGCGAGGAACAUGCCGGAGAAGAACACCCUGCUUCUCAAUCAGCCGAAACCCACCUCUUGAGGGAUGACACUCAUAGUCACCAGUCCUCUUGAUUUCUCUAUCAUCGAUAUUCCUUCCUAAUAACUAGAAGACCUGACAAACUGGUCUACGUUUACGGCUGCCAUCCCUUGCCCCUUCCGACCUCGCAUUCCAAUACCCGUUACGAGCAUAAG
Molecule: messenger RNA, 1958 nt
Organism: Aspergillus welwitschiae
Lineage: Eukaryota; Fungi; Ascomycota; Eurotiomycetes; Eurotiales; Aspergillaceae
Exons: 2
Coding region: 387-1838 (483 amino acids)
Source: RefSeq, a predicted model, not a curated record